GAGGAAGUGGAUGACAGUUGCAGUUUCCCAUUGACAUAUAUAUAACAGUUUCCGCGGCAAACUCGUCCAAACAGCGGUCCUGCCAUGGCAACAGCGCGAAUUUGUGUCCUGUAUGUUGUCCUUUCUACGACUUUAGCGGAAGACUUUAACUUAAAACACAAACCAUCCACCAAACCUGUCCGGUUGUUCACUGAGGAGGAACUGACGAGAUACGACGGCAGCGAGGAGGGGCAGCCUAUCUACAUGGCAGUAAAAGGAGUUGUAUUUGAUGUUACCAAGGGAAAAGAAUUUUAUGGGAAAGAUGCACCAUACAACGCCUUGGUUGGUAAAGACUCCACUCGGGCUGUGGCUAAGAUGUCUCUGGACCCAGCUGACCUGACAUCAGAUACUACGGGCCUCACUGAGGAGCAGCUGGAGUCUCUGGAUAGUAUAUUUGAAGGCACGUACAAAGCAAAGUAUCCGAUUGUGGGUUACACAGCGUCACGCAUCCUCACUGAGGAUGGAAGUUACAAUGAAGCCUUCAAACCAGAGGACCAGCCUCAUUUUCAGAUCAAAGAUGAGUUUUGAUCUCAGUUUACCUUUUUUUUUGUAAAACAAAAUUGUGAAAGUCUUGUUAUAAAGAAGUUUUUUUUCUCUCUUUUUCUUUUUUUUCUCUUUACUUGACCAGAAUCAUAUGUCUAAUAUGAGCCUAAUAUGCCAAGUGCAAUACAUGUAAUGGAGACACUUUUUUGUCAUAUUUACUUGAACAAAAGUUUGACAUGAUCCUCUAUCUGUGAGAGCUUUAAUUGUUACGGAACCAUUUCAAUACUUAUUGUAUCUUUUUUUAAAUACAUUUCAAAUAAGGCUGUUUUGACAAACAUUGGAUGAACAAAGUGAAGUGAUGCUAGUAUUUCUACCAAAAAGUUCAUGCCUUCAGCAGAUGAAUGUGGAAAACAUCCUUCUAGUAUCAAAAUGCACAUGCGUUGUCAUUUUGCAUAGGAAAGCAAAAAAAAAAAAAAAAAGUAAAAUGGAGGGGGGACUUUAUUUAUUACGGCGGAUUAUAUGUGGUUACACAGCGAUAGUCUUCUACAUUUGUCACGAACAAAUUAAAAGUCAACCCCAUCUAUUUCCCUAGAAAAGGAGCGUGAGCUGAAUGAAAUUUCAGAAAAUAGUGAAAAAUCCCAGCACAGUUUACCAGAACUCAUGGUAGUGUCUUCAAAUCUUUUAUUUAGUUCAAAACCCCAAAUUCAAAAUGUUGCAGUUGUUAAGUGGAAAAAAGACAACAAAUAUUUGGCCUUGUUGAUUGAUAAAUGACUAAUUGUUACCAGAUAUGUUGCUGAUUAAUUUUCUGUCCAUUGAUUAUUCCAUUAAUUGCUUCAGCUCUAUAUUGUAGUAUAAAAUGUUUUCAGUGAAUGCAUGCUCAGUAGAAUAUUAAUGUGAUUUAAAACUCACUGAAUCUGCAGCUCUGUGAGGGUUUACAUGAUUACAAAUGUGUGUUUUCUGCUUGAUUUUGUUUUU
Perca flavescens (yellow perch) is the source of this 1497-nucleotide messenger RNA. It is a transcript of the gene nenf, whose product is annotated as neudesin neurotrophic factor. The coding region runs from base 85 to 567 and encodes 160 amino acids. The transcript is spliced from 4 exons. NCBI's taxonomy places the organism in Eukaryota, Metazoa, Chordata, Actinopteri, Perciformes, Percidae. The record is from RefSeq and is a predicted model, not a curated record. Gene Ontology annotation, cellular component: endoplasmic reticulum; membrane; endomembrane system.